AUGGCUUCGGUCAAUGCCAGAGAAAGGAAAGGAAACAAAAGAGGAGACGGGAAGAGGAGGCAACGGUGGCCAAAGAGGAAAGGAGACCGCAAGGAAGAAAUUGCGAAUCUCCCAAAAUCUAUGUUGACAAAACAUUCGCCGGUUCAUUUGUCGUUUGCCGUCAUGGUGCUAAUACCCGGGUCCAGGCUCUAUUUUACACGUGUAAAAUUGGGAAACCCUGCGAAGGAAUACUUUGUCCAAAUUGACACUGGCAGUGAUAUCUUGUGGGUUGCUUGCAGCCCUUGCACAGGUUGCCCAACAUCAAGUGGGCUCAAUAUCCAAUUGGAAUUCUUCAACCCUGAUUCUUCGUCAACAUCAUCCAGGAUACCAUGCUCAGAUGAUCGGUGUACAGCUGCCCUCCAGACAGGGGAAGCACUCUGCCAACCCUCGGACUCCCCAAGCAGCCCAUGCGGUUACACUUUCACGUAUGGCGAUGGAAGUGGCACGUCAGGAUACUAUGUGUCUGACACUAUGUAUUUCGACACUGUCAUGGGGAAUGAGCAGACUGCCAAUUCUUCUGCUUCCGUCGUUUUUGGGUACAAUUCCCUAGACUCCUAUACCUUUUUGAAUCCCCUAUUAGAUAAUGAAAACUUACCAUUUAUAAUUGAUGAUCAUUUACUUAAGAUACGUGAUAACAUUAGAAACAUGGCUAGAGUUGUGCAACAACUGUGUCAGGCCAGGCCUCGUGCGGUGGUGAAGUACUCUCCACUUGUGCCAAGAGGUCCUGGGUUCGAUGCGGCCUCUCUGCAUUGCACUGUGCAGGGAUGUAGCAACUCACAGUCAGGUGACCUGAUGAAGACAGAUAGGGCAGUUGAUGGAAUUUUUGGGUUUGGACAGCAUGAGCUGUCUGUCAUUUCACAACUGUACUCUCUUGGUGUAUCCCCUAAAACAUUCUCCCAUUGCCUGAAAGGUUCAGAUAAUGGUGGUGGUAUUCUUGUCCUUGGUGAAAUCGUCGAACCAGGAUUAGUAUUUACUCCACUUGUUCCAUCACAGCCUCAUUAUAACUUGAUUCUGGAAAGCAUUGCUGUUAGUGGUCAAAAGCUACCCAUUGAUACUUCCUUGUUUGCAACAUCAAAUACACAAGGAACAAUUGUGGAUUCAGGAACGACAUUAGUAUACCUUGUCGAUGGUGCCUAUGAUCCAUUUAUUAGCGCGAUAGCUGCUGCAGUCUCUCCAUCUGUACGCUCUGUUGUCAGCAAGGGGACACAAUGUUUUAUUACAAGCGGCAGUGUUGAUUCGUCAUUUCCUACGGCAACACUGUAUUUUAAAGGUGGCGCUGCAAUGACAGUGAAGCCAGAGAACUAUCUUCUGCAGCAGGGUACCAGUGACAAUACUGUAUUGUGGUGCAUUGGCUGGCAAAGAAGCCAGGGAAUCACUAUACUUGGAGAUCUUGUUUUGAAGGAUAAGAUAUUCGUGUAUGACUUGGGAAACAUGCGCAUGGGCUGGGCGGACUAUGACUGUUCGUUGUCGGUCAAUGUCACCUCUUCGUCGGGGAAGAACCAGUACGUGAACACGGGGCAGUUCGACGUGAACGGGUCACCACGACACUACAGCGGCCUGGUGCCUACCGGUGUCGCCGUCGCCCUUGUGCAUAUGCUCAUUUUUGGCGCCCUAUUUAGUAGAUAG
This is a messenger RNA of Triticum turgidum subsp. durum (durum wheat), 1665 nucleotides long. Lineage: Eukaryota; Viridiplantae; Streptophyta; Magnoliopsida; Poales; Poaceae. The record is from the annotation of a GenBank genome assembly.